Messenger RNA from Thelazia callipaeda (thelaziosis nematode), 957 nucleotides. The record is from the annotation of a GenBank genome assembly. Lineage: Eukaryota; Metazoa; Nematoda; Chromadorea; Rhabditida; Thelaziidae.
AUGGGAACGCAGAUAUUUGUCAAUAUCGCAUCUGCUGCUAGUGGAUUUGUUAUUAUUGCAUCCUUAUUAGUCGUUGGUAUACUAUUUCAAGAUAUUAAUAGCUUCUAUUAUGAAGUUAUGGAUGAUAUGCACGACUUUAAGAUCAUAGCUAAUGAUGCGUGGGCUGAGAUAAUGAGCUUUCAUGAUGCCCGUAAACCAAUUAACGCUAGAAAGGAGUCAUUUACUCGUAUAAUUGGGCUCAAGUCCCGUGAUAAACGUGAAGCUAUCUGCGCAUGUGCAGUCCAAGCUGCAAAUUGUCCACCAGGUCCUCCAGGACCUCAAGGAAACCGUGGUCUUCCAGGAGAACCAGGAUUACCUGGUGUUGACGGUAAACCUGGACCAGAUGGCAUUGGUGUUACAAUUGAAAAGAGUAGUCGAGGUGGUUGUAUUGUAUGCCCUGCUGGACCACCAGGGCCACCGGGUCUGCCAGGACCCAUGGGAUUACCUGGACCUAGUGCUACGUCGAUACAAGCGCCAACUAGUAUGGCAGGACCACCGGGUCCUCCUGGACCACCUGGUGACGCUGGACCUCAAGGUCCACCAGGCCCACCAGGUUUAGCUGGACAACCAGGGACACCAGGAACAGCUGCAGUUGGUGGUGGUCGAGGUGUCAAAGGAAAACCUGGGCCACCUGGACCUCCGGGAGAGGCCGGUAUACCAGGAGAACCUGCUUUACCUGGUCCAGCGGGUCCACCUGGGCCUCCUGGGCCACCUGGACAAUCUGGAACACCUGGUGCACGUGGCCAGCCUGGAUUGCCUGGAAGUGCCGGUUUGCCUGGUGGUGAUGCUGCAUAUUGUCCGUGCCCACCGCGGUCGUCCAUAACGCUUAGCAUAGAGGCACCGAAGCGAGUAAUUCACGAUAAUUCUUACAACAAAAGACGACUUUCUCGUGUAAAGAAAGUCAGAAUAUCUGCAUAA